Messenger RNA from Magnusiomyces paraingens, 1590 nucleotides. RefSeq lists its product as uncharacterized. Gene Ontology annotation, molecular function: metalloexopeptidase activity; aminopeptidase activity. The transcript has a single exon. Bases 1 to 1590 code for a protein of 529 amino acids. The record is from RefSeq and is a predicted model, not a curated record. NCBI's taxonomy places the organism in Eukaryota, Fungi, Ascomycota, Dipodascomycetes, Dipodascales, Dipodascaceae. Gene Ontology annotation, biological process: proteolysis.
AUGAAAUUUUCAACUCUUUUCAUAGUUGCAACAUCUGCAGCUUCAUUCUCUGCUGCGACCCCUAUUGAUUGGUAUUCCUGGACCAUUGAUAAGGCUGGUCAAGCCUUUUUUGGAAAUUUUAGAGAAAAAGAAGAAUUCAAUGUUCCAGUAAAUUCUGAAGGACCUUAUCAGGUUUUAAAACCUCUUGUUUCAUCGGAAGCACUUCAGGCUCUUAUUUUGGAGCCCGCCUUAAAAAUCGCCGCAAACAAACUAUACUAUGCCGCAACUCUUUCUCAAGGAAUGUAUGGCCACCCUACUCGCAUUAUUGGUUCGCCUGGACAUUUUGCUACUCUCAGAGAAGUUGAAGGGAAACUCCGUUCUACCGGUUCGUAUUUUAACAUCACAAAACAAUAUUUUGAUGCCGUCCGGGGUGUUGUGUUUCAUUCAGGCCUUUCUGUCGAUGGAAUCAAAAUUUCUGAAGCAUUACCUUUUGAUCUCACACCCCCAACACCUAAAAAAUCUUGGGUUUCGGCUCCCUUGGUCCUAGUUAAAAAUCAAGGAUGUGAAAUUUCUGAUUUUCCUUCGGCAGCAAAUGGCUCUAUUGUGUUGAUUGAACGCGGUGUUUGUGCUUUUGGUGAUAAGUCACAGUUAGCUGGUCUUUCAGGUGCUGUUGCAGCAGUUAUUUUUAAUAAUAUUCCUGGUGAUGGUGUAUUUAGUGGCACAUUAGGGACUCCUUUGCCUGAUCAGGUUGCUACAAUUGGUGUUUCUUAUGAGGUUGGAACUGCUUGGGCUCAUAAACUUGCUCUUAAUAUUUCUUUGAAUGCCUCAGCAUAUGUGGAUUCUUUUGUUAAGAAUGUUACAACAUAUAAUAUUAUUGCUGAAACAAGAGACGGAGAUCCAAAUAAUGUUGUUAUGCUUAGUGCUCAUAGCGACUCGGUGCAAUAUCCUGGUAUUAAUGAUGAUGGAAGUGGAACUAUUUCGUUAGUUGAAGUAGCUCUUGGACUCUCGAAGUUUUCAGUUAAUAAUACAGUUAGAUUUGCAUGGUUUUCCGGAGAAGAAGAAGGGUUGUUAGGCUCAGAUUAUUACGUUGCCCAACUUUCUCCCGAGGAAAACAUUAAAAUUCGAGUUGCCAUGGAUUAUGAUAUGAUGGCAUCCCCCAAUUUUGCGUACCAGGUUUAUGAUGCCAAUAAUAAGGUCAAUCCUAAUGGCUCUGGAAACUUGAAACAACUUUAUAUUGACUACUACAAUUCUCAAAAUCUCAAUCAUACUUUAAUUCCUUUUGACGGUCGUUCAGAUUAUGACGCGUUUAUUAAAAAUGGAAUUCCCGCUGGUGGUAUUGCAACUGGAGCUGAAGGAAUCAAAACACCGGAAGAAGCUGAAAUGUUUGGUGGAGUAGCUGGUCAACCUUAUGAUUCAUGUUAUCAUCAAUUAUGUGAUGAUACUACCAAUUUAAACUAUGAAGCCUGGAUGGUAAACACAAAAUUAAUUGCUCACUCUGUUGCAUCUUUUGCUAGAUCAUUUGAAAGAUUUCCAGUUAGAGAGCCUCUUGCUGUCAGCAACGAAAAUCAAAAAUACUCUUAUAAAUACCAUGGAUCAAAACUUGUAUUGUGA